GUCACAGUCGUGAACAGUCGGGUUUUUAACUAAACAUACAAGAUGGAACCUUCGUAUCUCAAAGCUUAACCUGGAUUAAGUGUUAAUAGUUUGGUCUUUCGUUUUGAUUACAAUACACAUUUCUUUUUAAAAUAUUUUAACGGAACUUGAACUUGAACUUUACAAAAAGAUAAUGUGAAAAUUGAAAUGUGAAACGUGCAGCAGAAGUGUUUUUUUUUUAAUCAGAACUUUUAUAUCUGCCUAAUUUAAUUUAAUAAUCCCUUGAUUUUGGAAACCGAGUUCUUAAAAAUUUCAAAUCUAUAAACUGAACAUAUGUAGCACUAUUAUUUUGAAGAAAUGAUGUCGAAACAAUCAAAUCAUACAGUUCUGCAUUAUUUGAAAAUAAUAACAGUUCUCGGAUGCGUGGUUCUGGUCCUCAACAACAGUGUUUCCAUAUUUCAGUCAUCUUUAUACCUGAAAGAAGAAAUUCAGACAGUAAAUCGAAGUAUUCUCGACGUGCGGACAAAUUCAUCAACUCCAACAGAAGAUGCGACCUUACCUCCUGCUGGAUAUUUGGUAUGGAACAAACAUUGCCGCAUUCCGGAUAUCGAUCCUUUUACCCGGGAUGCCAUGAAGAUAUUCCAUAAGAAGAAAUAUUCAUCAUGUUCUGAGGAAUUACCCUUGACGAAAAUGCAAUACGACAUGAAUCUUCGAUCUUAUAUCAUUCACAUAGACGAAACUGCAAAAUUUAAAUUAAUUGAUAAGAAUAUACGUGGGAGCAUAAAUUGCUGUUAUCAAUCGAUUUUACGAUCUGGUUCUGGUAAUCGUGUUGACAAAGAUUUCAAGCUAAAAGACUGUGUAGCUUUUGAAAGUGGCGAUGUGAUACCUGAUGACGUCGAGGGCUUAAUUAUUACGUGUAAGGAUGAUAAAAAGAAGAAAAAUAUUCAGCAAGACGCAUUCUAUUUGGUACGUGAAAAGCAAGACGUGAGGCAAAGGCUAGAGACUUAUCAAAAUGGAAGUUUUCCUAAUCGACCUGCGAGUGUGCUAAUGUUGGGAAUCGAUAGUAUGUCGAAAUUUAAUCUACGAAGAGUGAUGCCAGAAACCACGGAUCGACUAAUAAAAGACGGAUGGUUUGAACUAAAAGGUUACAACAAGGUUGACGAUAACACCUACCCCAAUUUGAUGGCAUUUCUCACUGGCUACAAUCAACCGAAUGCUAAUUCCAAGUGUAAGCCAAAAACAAUAAAUGGCUUAAGCAAUUGCACCAUGAUAUGGAAUUUAUUUCGAGACAACGGAUAUGUAACCAGUUACGCUGAGGAUGAAACUUGGAUGAGCACUUUCAAUUUUAACAAAAUAGGCUUCAGUAAGAGCCCUGUAGACUACUACUUGCGACCUUUUAUGUUGGCCAUAGAAAAGACCCUUCGCACAAAGAAACAGUCGGGAAUGUCAUUUUGCGUGGGACAACGUCAUUCAGCUGAGUAUAUCUUUGAUUUGGCUAUCGACCUCGCAACUAGAUACAAGAGUGAGCCAUACUUUGGAUUGUUUUGGACAAACACUUUUAGCCAUAAUUCAUUUAGUGACCCAUCCAGCAUGGACACUCGAGUUAAAAAAUAUAUCGAUGAAUUGAAGGAGAAUGGUAUACUCGAUGAAUCGAUUGUGGUCCUACUUAGCGAUCAUGGAAUGAGAUUUGGUCCAUUGAGAAGUCUAAGGCAGGGAUUUCUUGAGGAACGGCUGCCAUUUAUUUUCAUCUGGCUUCCCUACUGGUUCCGAGCUAAAUAUCCACACUUUGCCAAGGCCUUGGAAGCAAACAAACACCGCUUAACAAAUGCCUACGAUCUUCACAUGACUCUAAAGCAUAUUCUCGAACUAACAGGAAGAACUGGAAAACUUCCGCAAGCCGAAGACUGUCCAAAUUGCCAAAGUCUCUUCUAUCCGGUUCCGGCUGAACGUGCAUGUCAAGACAUAGCCAUUGAUGAACAUUGGUGUACUUGUAUUCCAUUCGAGGAUGUGAAUAAAAACGAUAAAAUUGUUUUGGGUGCCAUUAGUGCUGUUCUCGAUAAUUUGAACACGUAUUUAAUGGAAGGAAAGUUCUUCCCACGCUGCACAAAGCUAAAACUGAAAUCCGUUGAUAUUGCCAGAAAGAGAUAUGAUUUUGAUAAUUCAUUGUCGAAUAGCGAGGGUCCUGCUUUGGACCACUACCGCGUACGAUUUACUGUGCCGCAGGGAAAAUUUGAAGCUAGUGUUUCGUAUUCGAAAACUUUGAAAACCUAUGAAAUUAUUGAUAGUGUAAGUCGUUUGGAUGCCUACAAAGAGACCUCCGAGUGCAUAGAAGAUGGAGAUGCUAAAAAGUAUUGUAUCUGUGAUAAAAAGUCUGAGCCAAAUAAAACUAUUAGUAAUACAAAUAAAUGAAUUAAAAGUAUCUUAAAGUUAUGAUAGUUCUUAACGCUAAGAAGGAAAUCCCAGUUGGAUAAACUGUUUGAAACGUUUAUACACAGAAUUUAUAUUUUUCGUGUUGUACGGUUCUUUAGAUCUAAAAUUUAAAAGAUAAUAAUAAUAAUUUUUUUUGUAUGGAAACUUAUCCGAUCUUAGAAUAAAAGCCAAAUAAUUUAUAAAAAAUUAAUGUACACAGUGCAUUAUUUGAGUUUCUUAUAAGCGUCGUGUACUGUAUCGUCUUUUGUCUGCACAUCGUCUACUUUAAAGUAUUUCGAUAAACAAAUCUUAAUAAAAUAAAUAUUUAUGUUUGUUUUUAAAAUACAAAAUGACGUGUGUCUAUGCAUGCAUAGUAGGUAGAUUGUUUAAUGUGAGUUUAGAGUAGUUUAUAAAAGUUAUCAACUUUCAA
Molecule: messenger RNA, 2818 nt
Organism: Eupeodes corollae
Lineage: Eukaryota; Metazoa; Arthropoda; Insecta; Diptera; Syrphidae
Exons: 6
Coding region: 337-2388 (683 amino acids)
Source: RefSeq, a predicted model, not a curated record